This is a messenger RNA of Plasmodium malariae, 3276 nucleotides long. RefSeq names its product serine/threonine protein kinase KIN, putative (gene KIN). The record is from RefSeq and is a predicted model, not a curated record. Gene Ontology annotation, biological process: protein phosphorylation; intracellular signal transduction. Bases 1 to 3276 code for a protein of 1091 amino acids. Gene Ontology annotation, molecular function: protein serine/threonine kinase activity; ATP binding. Gene Ontology annotation, cellular component: cytoplasm. The transcript has a single exon. NCBI's taxonomy places the organism in Eukaryota, Apicomplexa, Aconoidasida, Haemosporida, Plasmodiidae.
AUGAUAAACAGUAGGCAUGCAAAUAAAAAGUUACAUACGUCUAAAGGAGGGAAAAGGCCCGCUCCAGUUACCCCCUUAAGAGAAAGUAAAAUAAACGAUAAUCUUCUCAUUUAUAGAAAAAAUAGACAAACAAAAAAUUACGAAAUAGGAGAAAAAAAAAAUAAUAAAAAUAUACUGGAACUUCUGUUAUACGAAAAAGGGCACGACAAAUAUGUGAACACCAUUUCGUUUUUAAAUAAAAAUAAGCGCAUAUUAGUCAGUAGCACAAAUAAGAACAGUUUAUGUAUCACAACGGGGAGUUGCAAAAACGAUGGUGUUAGGGUGUAUGAGGAAAAAAAAGAGAUAAACUUGCACCCCCGUUUUGAAAAUAUACGUUUACGUAAUAAUAACAAUAAUAAGCUCAAUAAUAGUCAUAGUAAGGAUAAUAUUUCUCGUAUACAAACGAAUAAACGGGGAAAAAGCUCAUGCAAAUUAAUUCACAUAAAUAAGGAGGAAAAUCGAGGGAAUUGUAAAAAAUGUCCUGAACAACUUUUGAAAAAAAAAAAUAAUGAACUCAUACUUGAUGAAAAAAUAAAAAAAAAAAUACAGCAUUGCAAAUAUUAUGCGAGUAAAAAUGAUAAUAAUAGUUCGAGCUUAGAUUUAAAAACAAAUAAGACAAUAAAAUAUGGCAGUCUUAAAAAUGAAAAAUCGGCUAGGAACAGAUCUACAAUGAACAAAAAAAAAACAGACACGUGUGGAAAUUCGCGUGUAAAGAAGAAUUUGUGGGAUAUGAGAAAAUUAGAAGAACACAAAUUAUCCGUUAGAACAAAUAUAAAUUUGACAUAUAACAAAUUUAUUGAAAAUUCAAGUAAUUGUUUACCCCAUAUUGAACAUAAAACAAGUGAUCAAAAGAAUACGCUCAAACAUUAUGAAGAGGAAAAAAAAUGUAAUAUAAAAUCUGACCAUGUUCAGGAAGAAAAAGAACGCGUAUGUAAUGUAAAUCAAAAAGAGGUAAAAAAUAACAAAAAUGGGAAGCAAAUACGGAUGAACAUCCAUCAGAAGUUCUCAAAAAAUGUGCACAAAUGUGAAAUAAGUUACACACAAAAGGGAUCAAAUCGGAAUGUUAAUUUAAAAAGAAGCAUAGAAAAUAAAUCAUUUACAAAUGGGAAUACUACUGACAACAGUAGCAAAAAUAUAGAGUCUUUAACCAUAGAAAUACAAGUACCCAGUCAUAGUAACCAUGUGAGUGAGUGCAGAGUGAGCACCAUUCUUCUAAAUAAACGAAGGAUGAAUGGGGAGGAGAUGGAAAAAUUAAUAUAUCAAAAUUUGGUAAAGGAGCACAAGGGCACCCUGGGUACACAGCUCAAAGUGGGGGCCACAUCGAGAUGUAACGUGCCAAGCGGGAAUAAGCUAAUUGGAAAUAUGUCAAGUGGGAGUAAGCCAAAUUGGAGUAAGCCAAAUGAGAGUAAGCCAAGUGAGAGUAAGCCAAGUGAGAGUAAGCCAAGUGAGAGUAAGCCAAGUGAGAGUAAGCCAAGUGAGAGUAAGCCAAGUGAGAGUAAGCCAAGUGAGAGUAAGCCAAGUGAGAGUAAGCCAAGUGAGAGUAAGCCAAGUGAAAGUAAGCCAAAUGAGAGUAAGCCAAGUGAGAAUAAGCCAAGUGAGAGUAAGCCAAGUGAAAGUAAGCCAAAUGAGAUUAAGCCAAGUGAUAAGAUAAGGAUAUGCAAAGAGGCACCUAAAAACUGUCCAAAAAAAAAAAAAAAAAUUGACCGAAAAAAUGAGUACCAAAAAAUGAUUGCAAACAAAAUGUACAAAAUAUUGAUCGUAAAAAACAACAGUAAGGAAGUGGGAAAUUACAUAAUAACAAGGAGAAUUGGUAAGGGGACUUUCGGAAAAGUUUGCCUGGGUAUUCAUAUGCAUACAUACGAAAUGGUGGCAAUUAAAAUAUUAAAUAAAAAUAAAUUGCUAAACUUAAUUAGUUAUGAUAAAAUAAUGAAAGAAAUAGAAAUACAUAGAAAAAUUGAUCAUAAUCAUAUAUGCAAAUUUUACGAAGUACAUGAGAACAAAAAUAAUUUAUACAUGAUUUUAGAAUAUUUGCCGAAAGGUGAUUUAUUAACAUAUAUAUAUGAAAAGAAAAAAAUUAAUGAAGAUAGUGCAAGGACCAUAUUUUAUCAAUUAAUAAGUGCUAUAGAUUAUUUACAUAAAAAUAAUAUAGUUCAUCGAGAUUUAAAGCCAGAAAAUAUUUUAUUAGAUUAUAAUGAAAAUGUUAAAUUAAUAGAUUUUGGUCUUUCUACAAUUUAUAGGAAGAAUAGUUUAUUGACAACAUCAUGUGGAUCUCCUUAUUAUACAUCCCCUGAGAUUUUAUUGGGUAAUAAAUAUCAUGCUGAACUGACAGAUGUAUGGUCUCUAGGUGUUAUCAUUUUUUUACUACUUAACCGAAAACUACCCUUUAAUCAUAAUGAUAUACAUAAACUAUUCCAGACAAUUAUAAAAGGUAUAUUACAUUUCGAAUUGCAUGUUUCAGUAGAUGCAAAACAUUUAAUUCAAAAUAUGCUUAAUGUGAAUUUUAAAAAGAGGUACACUUUACAUAAUAUUAAAAGUCACAUAUGGUACACUAAUCAUAAUAUGAAGAAAAUAAAAAAUAUUAUGUACAAUUCAGAAAAAGGAUGUAACUUAAUGAAUUGUAAUACUUGUUUAUAUAAAAUUAUUAUUGAAAAAGGUACUUACUACAACCAUUUGAUUAUAACUAAAAUUUGUAAAAUUUAUAGAUUAAAUCACAAUACCGUAUUUAACGAAAUCAAAAAUGAACAUAUGAAUUUCAUCAAAACAGCUUAUCAUCUUUUUCUAAACAAAACUAUUAGAAUGAUAUCAAAGCAUAACUACUUAUAUUCUCAUUUUGUUCUUGUCCAUAAAAAUUCGAAUUCUUUUUCUCCAAAUACCUUGGUACCUCCUCUUAAUCAUGAUAAAUUUAUUCCUAAUGUUUCCUCCCCUUCGUAUAAUUUAGCUGAUAAUAAUUUAUCUAAUAUUUUACAUAAUCCAAAAAUUAUUUGUCCUUUUAACUUUUUUGAUCUCAACAAAAAUAACAGCUAUCAUAUAUUAAUCCAGAAAUUGUUAGAUCAACAGAUAAAUCAUACAGAUAUAUAUGGCAAUGAUGAUAAAUCAAGCAAGAACACCAGCUUGGUAAGCUCGACUCACAAAAAGGAUAGUGUCCGUGGGGGAAAUAGGUGCACUUGUGAAUGUACUGGUAAUUGUACCGGUAGAUGCACAUGUAUGCAUAUAACUAAAUGUAGGUAUACAUUGUAG